Moneuplotes crassus is the source of this 645-nucleotide messenger RNA. NCBI's taxonomy places the organism in Eukaryota, Ciliophora, Spirotrichea, Euplotida, Euplotidae. The record is from the annotation of a GenBank genome assembly.
UUUUAGUAAAAUUCUGUUAAAAAGAUGAAAAGAGACUACGAUUACCUUUUCAAAAUUGUAAUUAUUGGAGAUUCCAAUGUUGGAAAGUCUUGACUGCUCAUCAGGUUUGCAGAUGACUGAUUUACCGAAAAUUAUAUCACGACUAUUGGAGUCGACUUCAGGUUUAGAACCCUCAGAGUGGAACAAAAGAACGUUAAAUUGCAAAUCUGGGAUACUGCAGGCCAAGAGAGGUACAGAACCAUCACCAAUGCUUACUACAGAGGCUCUGACGCAAUUAUUCUUGUGGCAGACUGCAGCAACAAGCAGUCGUUCGAAAACAUUCCGGAGUGGCUCGAAGAAGUUUCGAAAUACACCGAAGACGACAUCAGGAAAAUUCUAUUAAUCAACAAAGCCGACCUCGACGACGACUUGAAGCAGGUCACCGACUCGGACAUCGAGAAGAUGGCCAAAGAGCACGACCUGGAAAUUCUGGAUGUCAGCGCCAAAACAGGCAAAAACGUGGACGAGUCGUUCUUGAGAGUCACGAAGUCACUUAUGGAGAAGAGGGAUAAGGAGGAAGAGGCUGGCACUUUUAAAAAGGUUGGUCCAAAAGGAAGAAAUAAGUUGUAUGCCCAAAAGAAGACAAAGCAGGAGGGUUGUUGUUAA